Messenger RNA from Aspergillus caelatus, 2370 nucleotides. Its product is annotated as Pumilio-family RNA binding repeat-containing protein. Gene Ontology annotation, cellular component: cytoplasm. The transcript is spliced from 6 exons. Gene Ontology annotation, biological process: post-transcriptional regulation of gene expression. Lineage: Eukaryota; Fungi; Ascomycota; Eurotiomycetes; Eurotiales; Aspergillaceae. Bases 1 to 2370 code for a protein of 789 amino acids. Gene Ontology annotation, molecular function: mRNA 3'-UTR binding. The record is from RefSeq and is a predicted model, not a curated record.
AUGUCACUGCCGUCCACCGGGUCUCCUACGACCGGCCGCAGGCUCUCCGAGGCCAAGUUAUUCUCCAAUGACGGACAAGCAUCAUCUUUUGGACGCGAAGCAUCCGUAAGUACCACGGACAGAAUCCUUACAAGGCUAUCCGAGCAGCAAAGGUUGCUUGAUCGGCAGAGGCGUACUCUUUAUAGCAGCUAUGAGGGUUUAGAAGGACAUGAUGGAACCAACAAAUCUUCUAAAAUUCUACCGCUUACUUCAACCUCGGGACUAGUCCAGUCUCUUACCCAAGAUCUAGCCUUACCGGAUGCUACAAACACCGACACAUCCGAAGUACUUCGCUUAAAGCAGGAACUACUUGCGGCCAAUUCAAGAAUUGCACUUCAAGAACAAGAGCUUGCACAAACUCGUGUAAUCAAACACACACUGGAUCAGGCCCUUGGCCCUCCUUCCGAAGUUGACUUUAAUGGCCGGGAGGUCACGGAGCAGACGAUCAGUGAUUUACAAGAUGCCUUUAACGCUUCGAAUCCAACUUUCAGUCAGCUUCAGGACGGAUGGAGUGGCCCAGAUGACUCUCAGUCAGACAUUUCCGACGCGCUUUCUACGGGAGCAUACAACCGGUCGCGAGGUUUCUGGAUCCCCCCAGUUCAGCAGAGGUUUAACAUGAAUAUGCCUAACCCAGUUAUUGAUAAAGCUUACGGCGAGCCAAUAUCAAUGCCUAACAAUUACCUUAGUCAAAAUUUGAGCAGGCCUUGGAAUAAUCUACUUCCCGAUGUUGGUGUCUCUGGACACACUUCGUCCCAGCCUCAUCGUGUGUUCUCUGGGCCGUUGACUGGAGCUUGCAGUUUCGACGCACACCUUGCCAGUGAGCAAAGUAGGUAUACUUCAGGCUCAGGCGCAGGGCCACGCCGGUCUAUCACACAGGCCAACCGCGGUGGGUCUUGUUUUCCAACGCAACAUUCUCCUUGGGGAACGUUCGCUGCCAGCUCCCCAAGUAUUCAAGCGCCUAGAUCACCUGCGAAUCGGCAAAGCGGCACAUAUCAACAGAUAGGAUUGUAUCCUAUAUCGCCUUAUCAUCAACAACCAGUUGGGACCCCCCUCUCUCCCACAGCCUCUGAGUUUACUUCUUCCGGCACGACUGCACCACCCUGGACAUCUUCAGCCGUUGGUGUGAGCUCUACUCAGACAUACAUUUCGCCUCUCGAACCACUUAAUUACCGCAGGCUCCUUGACAAAAAUGUCUCUUGUGAUUGGAGAUAUAUUGUUGAUAAAAUUGUUUGCAACAACGAUCAACAGGCUUCUAUCUUCCUACAGCAGAAACUCAAAGUUGGGACAGCUGAGCAAAAGUAUGAAAUUAUAAAGGCCAUAGUGCAUCAAGCAUAUCCCCUAAUGAUUAAUCGUUUUGGCAACUUUCUUGUGCAGCGCUGUUUUGAGCAUGGCACAUCUGAACAAGUAGUUGCCAUUGCAAAUGCAAUAAAAGGUAACACAUUGAGUCUUAGCAUGGAUCCCUUUGGCUGCCAUGUAAUCCAAAAGGCAUUCGACUGUGUCCCUGAAGAGCAUAAAGCUGUUAUGGUCCAUGAACUUUUACGCAAAAUUCCAGAAACAGUGAUCCACCGGUAUGCUUGUCACGUCUGGCAGAAACUCUUCGAGUUACGAUGGAGUGGUGAGCCUCCGCAGAUUAUGGCUAAGGUUAACGAGGCAUUGCGCGGAAUGUGGCAUGAAGUCGCUUUAGGGGAGACGGGAAGCUUGGUGGUACAAAACAUAUUUGAGAAUUGUGUGGAGGAUGAAAAGCGUCCGGCCAUAGAAGAAGUGCUGACCAAGAUCGACCUACUUGCUCACGGCCAGUUUGGGAACUGGUGCAUUCAACACAUUUGCGAGCACGGCGCACCUCAUGACAAGAAUCGUGCGAUUGAGCAUAUCCUCCUGUGGUCUGUUGACUACAGCAUGGAUCAAUUUGCUUCUAAAAUAGUGGAAAAAUGCUUAAAGAUCGGUGGCUCUGAGUUCCUAGACCGGUACCUUACUCGAGUGUGUACAGGUCGUACCGAUCGGCCGAGAAUGCCAUUGAUUGACAUUGCUGGGGAUCAGUAUGGGAACUACCUCAUACAGUGGAUCCUUAUGAACGCCGCGCUUCAUCAGCGUGAGCUAGUUGCGAGUCAUAUCAGGAAACAUAUGGUUUCUUUGCGCGGGUCUAAAUUUGGUUCUCGCGUGGCCAUGCUCUGCUGCAACCCGUCUCAUAUUACACGCCCUGGACCAGGUGCUGGCAUGCAGAUCGGUCGUUUCACAAACUUCAACGACGAUAGGUACCAAAUCUCAGGUCAAAAUGGAGGCCGAUUUAGUCGCGGAAGCCAAUGGAACCCUAACUACCCACCAUUCCGCUAA